AUCAGUUCAGGCAAUUCCCAAACAGUGGAAACAGUACUGUUUACGCUCUGCAUUUUCAGUCUUGUUUCAAUCCAAGGGCACAUUUGUCAAUAUCUGACCUAUAUUUUAGCAAAUUUGCAAGAUGGGCCUAAUAAAUGAAAAUGAUCCAUCUGCACCUUUUAGCCCGUAUAUUGAAAACUACAGGCCUAACAAUGACAGGUUAGUUCUGCUGGAGACUCCUGGAGUGCACUGAUAAUAAAUAAUGACUCAAUGAGACUGCUUAUUAUUGCACUCCUGAAUCUCCUGCCUAUGAUAUGACUAUAGACUAUGAAUAUGAAAAUGAAUGGUAACUGAUUGACUCUCAAUCACUUUUGUUUGAGUCACUGCUCUAAUCGGUGAUUUGUCUACCUACCUCACUUUCACCACACUGAUUCACUGAUUACUCACUCACUAACUCUGAACUAACUCCCUGUCCUGCCUUUAGGGUGCCUUUAGCUAGUCUACUAAAAGUCUACUUAGACUUAGUCCUUUAAUUUAUAAAGUAAAGUAGUACCUUAGACUUGGAUAUUAGUCUACUUUACUUAGCUUAGCCUACUGAGUCCUUUUUUAACAGUCUAGCUAGGUAGUGGCUAGAUCUUCAAAAAUAAAAAAGAAUAGAUUUGAUUAGACCUAAGCCUAAAUCUGGUUUCAAUAGGUUACUCAGUAAUACUAUUACUAAUAGAAAUAUGGAAAAUUUAAGUGAUCCAAUACCAUUCCAUCUGUAUUAUAAAUUAUAAAAGAAGAAAAACUUACUCUAGUACUAGUAACAACUAAUGACUAAACAAGGGGAUUUUACUCAUGUGGUGCUGGGCGGUUAAGUGAUUUUAACUGAGGAAAUUUUAAGUUUGUGAACUGGAGUUCAAUCUCCAGCAAAAGCCUAGACAAGCAAAAACAACACCAGUAACAUCUAAGAGAAGGCAAACUCUGAAAUUAAAUAUUGAGAUGGAGUCCUAUGACAUUGACACAAUGAAAUGUCCGACAACUCCUUCAAUGUGAAACUGUGAGCGCUUUAGAGCUCAGUGAGACACAAGGAAUACUGCUGGUCAUCCACUACAUCCUGGUCUAUUUCCAGUUGUCUUGCCAUUGGAACAAAUAGGCAAGAACGAGAAAGUGAGCUAGAUGAUAUGAGCAACUCUUCCUAACUUUUAACAAAAUACAGCUCACUUCAAGGCUACUAGCCUUUGUCAAAGCCGUUGUCAUCUUUGCAUGCGAAAGAGAAACAAUAACUCAUACAUAGAAACUUUGGGUUGUAUCAGUUUCUCUAAAUUAGCCUGUAAUAGUCCUUAAAUUAUAAUUUAUAAUCUAGCAAUCAAAUAGUCGUUUUUCAAAUUAGUUGUUUGAUAUAUAUAUCAUAAACAGACUAAUCAAGAAAGCUAGGAACGUAACACAAACUAAACAUCUUUCACUUGAAGAACUAUUUGAAGAAAGAUAUUAUUGUAAAACUAAACACAUUUUGGAUGAUACAUCCCACCCUCUUCAUCACAGAUACUUCGGAUCGGCCCGUUCGGGACAAAGUCUUUCCGUCAGGGCAAGGACUGAAAGAUAUAAAAAUUCUUUUGUUCCCCAAUCUGUACGAAUUUACCAGCGUCCACCACCUGAAUUCACAAAUCUUAAUAAGAACUAAUAAGUCCCUUAUAUGGCUAAGAGAAUUCACUGAAUGGCUGGGUGUUUUUUUUGUUUUGUUUUUUUUUACUAGUAAAAAAAAAUAAUUUAUUAUUCAAAUUGUUUUAUUUAUGUGCUGAAAAUGUACAAAGCAAUAAAAAAAUAUUUCCAUAUGUUUGGAUCAUUAAAAGAAUCUUAUCUUAUUUAGUAUAGGCCUUAUAUGUAUGGGCUGGGGUCAACCAUAAUUGUCCCACAAAUUUUAAGUAUUACUGAAUAGAAAAUUUUUCAAGAUUCCCUUCUUCUUCUUCAUCUUCUUCUAUAUCUUAAGGGCCCACGAUCAAUUUAUUGAUCAUUUUGGCUCCUAUCCAUGUAGAUGGGAUUUGCAAUGUUUCUGUUACUGGUGGUGAUGAGGAAAUUAUGCACUAGGGGUUUGAAGGCUUGAGGCAAUAGACACAAAUGUGUCUAGUGUUGUCGCCUCAACUGUUCCUUUUGAAAGAUGGUGCCAGUCCCUGAUUGUCUUGGGCAGGAAUGAGCAGCUCCUAUACUGGCUUCUUGCUGGUAUGAGCCUGAAUUGCCUGUCAUGGCCUCGUCGCUGUCUAUGGGGGAGAGGGACGAGUUUCUGUUUAAUACUGGAACAGUGGACCAGCCCAUUAUUUAUCUUGUACAUCAUGGAGAGCCUGGAUUGUCGUCGUCGUUUCUCCAAUGGUGACCAGCCUAGUGUUUCUAGCAUGCUGCCAACACUAGAGGUAUUCCUGUAGCGGUUUAGGACAAAGCGUGCUGCUCGUCGCUGGACCGCCUCCAACCUGUCAAUGCUCUUCUGGGUAAAUGGGUCCCAGACUGAAGAUGCAUAAUCUAAAAUCGGACGGAUAAAGGCUUUAUAUGCUCUUUCUUUCACACAGGAGUUGCCAAUCUUUAGAUUUCGCCUUAAGAACCCCAAGGCUUGGUUUGCUUGGUUACAUACAUUGUUAAUAUGCUCGUCCCAGCGGACCUCUCUUUGAAUGGUAACACCCAGGUACUUUACGGAGGAAACUUGCUCAAGAAUAUGGCCGUGCAGUUUGUAUUGGUAGUGUAGAGGAGUACAACUUCUAGAGAUUGAUAGUGUCUGGCACUUGGCAGGGUGAAAUUCCAUGUCCCAGCUCAUCUCCCACUCAGCUAACAGAUUGAGAUCCUGUUGUAGCUGGUCCUGGUCAGAUCUGUUGGCGAUCGUCCUAUACACUGCUGUGUCAUCUGCAAACAGUCUUGCCUGUGAUGUCAGUUUCUCCGGUAGGUCAUUAAUGUAUGCUAGGAACAAACAGGGGCCCAGGACUGAUCCCUGGGGGACCCCUGACUUCACAUUGACAAAGGAGGAGCUUGUACCGCCCACCACUACUGCUUGGCGUCGGUGGCUGAGGAAGCUAGAGAUCCAUGUUUUAGUGGUGCCUUGAAUCCCAUAUAUCUGGAGUUUGUGUAGAAGCAAACUAUGAUUCACCCGGUCAAAUGCUUUUGCGAAGUCCAUUACUAGCACAUCAGUCUGCUUGUGGUUCUCCAGAUUGGUCAUCAAGUCUUCUACAAAUUCGAGAAGCUGGGUCUCACAUGACCUAUUGACUCGGAAGCCAUGUUGACAGUCAUUGAGUAUAUUUUUGCUUUCAAGAUGCUUCAUGACAGAGCUUACGAUUAUGUGCUCCAACAAUUUGCAGACGACGCUAGUGAGGGAUAUCGGACAAUAGUUGGCAGGGUCGGAAUGCUCCCCUUUCUUGUAAAUUGGAGUGACAUGCGCUGUUCUCCAGGCUGCUGGAACAUUUCCUGUGCAUAGUGACGAUUGGAAGAGGAUUGUCAGUCCUCCCCCACACCUUCAUCUCACAUGGAUGGUCCAUAUCCUAUAACUAGGCUUUUUGUCUUAGCUUGUAACUAAAUUGUAACACCUAAUUAAUAUUUAUUAUUUAUCGAAUUAAUUUUCUAGAUUUAUUAAACUGCAAUGCAACGUGACAUUUAAAAAUUAAAAUAUAUAAACUAUUUGGUAUAUAGGCCUUGAAUAAUUUCAUAAAAUUGUUAAAAUUCAGUAAUCUCUAUUAGCAUCCCAUCUCAUUAACCAGAAGGGACGUAUAAGAAUUAAAUGAUUACCCAAAGCUCGCCAACAUAUACAACACAAUUAGCUUACAUAUAUCAUUGAUAAGCCCUGGCUUAAAAUACUAUUUGUAUCAUAAAAACAAUUGGAAGAUUGUCAGGUCACUAGAGAAAGGUUGGAGGGCUGCAUGCUCCCUACAUUCUGCAAGGUUGAGAACCCUAAUCUAUAUAAUAAAUCUGAUGAUAACUCAAAUUGUUUCUUUUUAGGAACAUUGAAAAUCAUUUAAUAGUGUCCACUGAUGAGGAGGAGUCAGAUUCACAGUCAGUUAGUAGCCAUCGAGCAACAAGACAACAGCGUCGUCCCACUAGACGGCACAUUCACAUAUCAGUUUCACAGGAAAACCUUGCUAAAUAUGGAAGCCGACGGGGCAUUAGGCAUGCUCGCCGAGUUGAUAACUGUAAGUAAUGAAGAAUUUUCAGAAGCAUAAACUUAUGAGCAUUCUUUAUUAUUGAAAUAGCAGAACAAGGUGUGUGGAAGCUUGAAAUAGAAAUACAGGUCAUUAAAAGGACGUUUCGGCUAUUUCCUUCACACAUCGCAGAACGCAGUCCUUCAUUUAUUAUCCUUUAUUUUUUUAAAUACAAUUAUACUUUGAGCAUACAGUCUAAAUAUAGGUAAUCUUAAUUUGAAAUUUACAAAGCAGAUGGAUCUUCUUAAAAAAUCAUGGUUUAGCCUCUAGUUUAGGGAAAUAGUUCUUAAAUCUCUUUUGGAAAUAUUGGUUAAUGGACACACCUAAAACCCUCACCACCAAUUCCCUAAACUGAGAAGAACUAGUCUAGAAAUAUAUUAAUAAGUAUUACAUUUAACAUUAUGUCUUCUUAGUGAGAUUUCUGUUAAACCUUGAAGAAAAAGAUGAAGACAUUGUGAUGAAUGACCCUGCAUCAACCUUUGAACCAAGCGCCUCUGUUUUUGAAGAGUUAUUUGACGACCCAGAUAAAAUGGAUGUGAGUACAGGAGGACAACUCUUAAGUUCAUUUCAUAAUUUUUAUUUCUGGGCAAAGUUUAGGUAUGAGUGUCAUUUGCUACAUUUAUCUCAAGAGCUGUCAUCAAACCAUUAUUGAGUAUAUUUUAUUUUUUUUUUAAAUUUGUUUUUCAUUUUAUGUACCGUGUAUGUCAAACUAAUUUUAGCUAAAUUUAGUUUUAUUCAACUGAGUUUAAUUUUUGUAUCCACAUAGCUCUCUGGCAAUUGAAAGUUCUGAACUUAUACAUCCAGCAUCAAUAAUAAUUAAUACUGAUUAACAACCUUAGUUACAGAAGAAGUUAUGCACUUUAUAAUUUUAGUAUUCAAGCAUAAGCAAAUUUCUGGCUUUAAAUAAAAAUAUAUGAAUUUUAUUAUGAUGCUUUACAAAAUGUGCUGCUAAAUAUAGAUGUCAAUUCAUCUUUAACUGUGGGUAGAAUUGUGUCCACUGAAUCUUCUGUUUUUAUAAUGAUGGGUGAAUGGGUGAAAGUGCCAACAUGUAGUGUAAAAAAUUUGUUGAAAAAAAAGGUAUGCUGUACCAUUAUUAAUUUGUGACAUUUGCGUUUAAGAGAAAAAUAUGGCAAAAAUCACAUGAUGAAAAAUGGUUAUAAAGUGAUAAGAAACUGGAAUUUCUUCCAUCAUUAUAUGUAUAAUGCAUACCCCUAACUUUCUUUUUGAAAAAAUCCCUAUAGUGCCAUAUUGACAUAUAAUGCAAUCUGUUAAUCUUCUUCAAUAAGAUUUAUUAAAAUAUUUUUUUUUCUAAUCAAUAUGUCAAAAUUCUUUAAAGUAAUAUUUUUAAAAUGAACUGAUCAUACUGAUAGAAUUUAAUAUGCUAAUAUCCCUUCAAAGAGAUGCUAAAUUAAUUUCUGGUGUUAUGCGCAGAUAAGAUGCGUACUCGGUCGCCAAAUAAGAGUGAGCAAAGAAAAUUUUGGUUGCGUAGGCAUUAGUAUAUAUUCAUUAUAUUCCAACCAGUAAUGAAAAAUUACUUUCCCUUCUGUAUACUUUUAAGUAGCAUUUUAAGCUUAAGUUUAUCACAUUAUACACUGUCAUAUAUGGUACACAAAACUAAAUGUGCUUUUGCCAACUUCUUAACAAAAUAUUUUUUUCAAGACAUACAAAAUUAAAUUUUAUUUCAUUCACUUUAGUCUUAUUUAUUUAUAAAGAAAAGAGAAUCAUGCGUUGAGGCUUAACAGUAAUUUUUUUAAGGUUUUCUUUAAAGAAAUAGACACUGUUUAUGUAUUCUCUGUGUUUAGCCGAUUGAGUCAUUGGUAUGAGCUUUGUUAAAUUCUAGCCUUUAAUAUUAUAAAAACAAAUGAGGGCACAAUGAAACAUAAUUAUUUUUUUAUUUCAUUCCACAAUUUCAGCAGGUUGGUUCCAAUAUGAGCUUGUUAAGUUGUAGAUGGGCAUUAGGCCAACAUUCCCACUCAUUUUUCCUCAGAUGUGGAACAGCUUUGUGGAAAGUUCUGAGGAAGAGCAGAGGAAAAUCCUGAACUACCGAGGUCUGCAUGUGAUAAAAGAGGAUGACGAGGUGGAGUUUGAAGGUGGCCAGGUGACAACUGAUGAAGACAACUGGGUCAUGAUCUUAGAUGAGAGAAGUGGUAACUCUUGAUUUAAUCACAUUUUCUCAAACACAAGUUUAACUGGCAAGUGACCCAGUGGUUUUUAAUUCUAGUUCUAUUGAAAGGAAAUUGAGAGUAAAUGGUAACUCAGAAAAUACAAAUGUUGUUUGCCAUUAUUUACAUCACAAUUAUUACAACUAUUUCAUGAAAUGGAUAAUUUAAAUAAAUAUUUAUCCUCAAUAGAUACAUGAAAAAUGUGUCUGAGAUUCUGUUGUUGCUAUUAUUUUCUAAGCUAGAUGGCAGCACAGUGUGUCACAUAUUUGUGAAUCACAUGUGAAUGAAGAUAUUUCUUAAUAUUAUUAUGUAACUUGUGUUAUUAAAUUACUUAUGAAAAACUUUCAGACCACCCAGCAUUCAGCCCCGUGCAAUGCUACAACAGAGUAGACAGAAAUAUUAGAUCCCUUCUCAAGCGCAGACAGCUCCCUAUGGUGAGCUUUAAGUUCAGCUAUCUUUUGGGUGAUGUAAUCAUGAAUCAUUGUUACACAUAAUAUCGACACUAUCUCUUGCAUUUCCAGCAACAUUUUAUCACCUGCUGAAGUUUCAGAUAAGAGAUGUGUGACAUUCUAAUAUUGUCCGAUGACUAGAACAGUAGCACCAUCAAAUAAUAGGUUAAUUAAAUUUGAUUGGUUUGCUGUUAUUACUUUAUGUUAAUCUCCUUAUCAAAAGAUUAGAAAUUUGUUUUUUGAUCUCCCUAACAGAAUCGUUUUUGUCAUUAUUAAGAAUAAUUUUAGGAAAUUUUUUGUAGGGCUGUAUAUACUAUUGAAAAAUAUUUAAAUAAACAAUCUGUAAAUAAUUAUAGUUUGAUGAUGCUUUAAAAAAAAGCAUUUUUAACUAUAGAGUGCUGCUCAAAAUUAGGCUGUGGGGAAAAAGCAAACCAUCAAAAACUGAUUUAAUUUUCAUUUAAUUAUUUUUAAAAAAUCUGUUUUGUCUAUCCAGGGAAUGCUUGCCAACCUUGAGAGGGAAAUUGUCACAUUCUUCCAUGAUUUCCCCACCUCCGUCUUUGUGUCCAGCAUUUCCAGUAGCUUUGAGAGGAUGUUACUGCACGCGCUGUGCCAGUACCUGAACCUUUACUCCCAGAGUAAGUGAAGGAUGCAUUUCCAAAACAAUAUGGACAUUCAAUACAUAUCGGCUGAUAGUAUAAGUAUCAGUUUAAAAUUAAAUCUUAAAUAUUUAUUAAUUAAUCUUGCAUAAUGAGUCCUCUAAGAUAAGUCUGUUUACAUUUUAAAGGGAUGUUAUCAUAAAGAUUUGGUGUGUACUCAGUGUAGGCAUUGUGUUACUCAAACACUUGACCGACUUAGAAUACAACAGGGGGAAGUACUGUUCUCUUUGUGAUUACAAGAACUUUGGCCAGAUCUUUUAGUUUAGAUUAACAAGUGGCCCAGCUGACUUAAACAAUGAAACAUUAUUUGAUCACUUAAUUAUUUAACAUCAGAAAAAUGAUUGAUAAUUUUAUUUUAAAAAGUCUGAACUUUAAAAAUUGAAAAGCUUUUUCAUUUUUUAAAAAGAUUUCCACUUUUUAACUACACAGUCUGGCUCAUAAAUUGAAGAGCCCGUGUGUUUAAAUAGUUUAUCAAGAUGAUGUUUAUGUUACAAACUUACAGGUUAUGAUGAUGGUGAAUCUCGGAGGACACAAGUUGAGAAUCAUAACCAGCUUUUUCGCCCGCCCUCUCUGCUGUUAUCUGAAUACCUCCAGCAGAACCAGCGUGUGUUGUAAGAAGUGGCGUUGGCUCACUCAAAAGUGACGUCAUGGAUGACGACCUGAGACCUGCCAAUAUGUCAAGCCUCCCCUGGCAUCACCAUGGAUAAUCUCACUGAAAACACCAGUGUGGAAAAGAUUCUCAGAUGUUUUACUUUAGUCAUUGUACUUAUUUUCCUCUCCAUGGGGUAACCCUUGCUAUUAACAUGCAUUUCUCGCUCUGUGGCAAAAUUUAGAUGAUUCCUCCAUCAUUAAGAAUACAGGAAAAACUACAUAAAGGACCAUGUGUUAGGAAUUAAAAUAGUAACUAAAAGAACCUUGUGUUAGAGUCAGUUCACACGAUCAAAUGAGCUUCGAAUUUGAGUCCCAUGUUUGUAUGAACGCACUAUUUUGUGCAUGGUUUCUUUUUGUGGACAAAAAUGAGAAUUUAAUCAAAUAGUAAUUUGAAAGUUGUGACAUGGCUUCUUACAAAAAUCGCAUCAAAUGUAUAAAUGAAAAUUUGAAAGGCAUUUGAUCGUGUGACUUGAGCCUAAAAUAACAUGUGUUAGGCAUCAAAAAAAAUGUUGUUAGGGAAUAUAUGUUUAAAUGAGUUUUUUCCUUUUCUAAAUCAAAUUUUGAGUUAAUGAAGCUGUGAUAGCAAAAAUUUAUCAUUGUAAAUUUGUAUGUAUAGCUUACAUUUAUUUCUUGGUUUUAUGAUUUUUAAAAAGAAUUUUGUACUACCCAGUAAGAUGGUAUUUGGCAUUAUUAGAAUAGUUUUAUUUGAUUUAGCAAACAUUUGCUAUUUAAAUGUUUCAGCCAUACAGAACAUUGUGUUGGCUAAUAAUAAUUUUUCUUUUGUUUCAAUAUUAAAAACCUGACAUUAUUAACUUCCUAAAAAUAAAAAAAAUCUCAAUACCGUUGAGUUUAAGUAUUGGUCAUCAUAUUAAUUUCUAUAAACGUUUUAUUUUACUUAUUUUAAAAUAUAAUAUUUUUUAUUUUAACUCUCUGCAGUCUGACACUUUUUUCACAUUUCUUAAAAAUCUUAAUGUGAUUUUUUAAAAUAAUUAAUUAACUGAUCUGAAAUAGCUCUGAUCUGAUCAGUUAAAUAUAUUAACUUGUUCAUCUUUGACUCAGCUAUCAUAAGAUAUUUUUUGUAUAUUUUAUUUUCUUAGUUAUAAAAAUAAUUGAAACAUUAUUGGAGAAUUAUUUUUUUUCAUUUUAUGCAAAAAUUUGACAAAAUCUUUACACAGUAUGAAGGAAAAAAAAAAUCCUUGUUAUAAAAGAUUUAAAAUUUAUUUAAAUAAAAUACUUCAUCAACUAAUACAAUUCAUAGUCAAACAUGACAAAAAUUCUUUGAACAAUCAAAAAGUUGUCAACAUUUUAGCAAAACCUAUAUUUUGUCUUUUUUUCCUAAAAAAUGCACUAUAAUUUUUCUUUUAAUGAAAAUUAUGUUUUGUAUGUAAUAUAUUUUAAAAAAUGGGUCUCAUAGCUUAUAGAUUUGUAUAUUAAAUAUAUUUCUUAAUAAUUCUUGAGUAAAAGAUGACUAAGUAAAAUUUGAUGAAUAUAUAAAUAACUCAAAACAAGAGUCAAUUUUUUUUUUUUUAAUUUUAAAAUAGCGGUAUUCGCUGAUGUUAAAGUUAAAAAAAAUUAAAAUGUAUCAGUACAAUAAUGCUAAUUUUGAUAUACAUGUCAAAUACGAUCCAUUCCUCACUAAUGUGAUCUAUUUUUUCCCAUGUACCGGCAUUUUUAUAUAUCUUUGUUAUAAUCCUCACAUAACACAGGCUGAUAAACUACAUUAUUCCUUAAUUAUAUUUAUGGACUCUGAACAAAUAUUAUUUCUUAAAACAGUCUGCAGUUUUAUUAUAAUAAUUAUAUUUGAUAAAUAAAAGCUUGUCCUGGACUUGAUUUCUACAUAAGAUUAGGUAAGAUUUUUCACCACAGAAUAUUCACUCAAUAAAGAACCUGUGGAAAAAAAAAAUUUGAUUGAUUCAUAAAUAAAUUAACACUAAUGGUAUCAGUAAUGGUAUGCUAUCAGUAAGGGAAAAUACCAUUAAUCCUAGUCCAAGUGCCUAAAUUAGUAUAAAAGUAAACCAUUGUACAUAGAAAAUACAUUAUAACAUAUGUUAUAACAAUAUUGUGAGUUUAUUCUUUAUGCAUUUUGCUACCAAGUGAUUAGAUUAAAACUUACCACCACUUGUUUUUAGGGUAAAAUCUUCAAAGAUAUUCAUCCAGUAACUCUGUAACUCAGUAAAAGGGUGGAGUCCAGGCUUAAUAUUUAGGAUCAAUAAGGAAUAAGGGCUUCUUGAUCCAAUAUCUGCAUUUUUGUCUCUCUCUCCUCCUUCCCAAUAGAGUUAGAGAG
Lymnaea stagnalis (great pond snail) is the source of this 10332-nucleotide messenger RNA. The record is from the annotation of a GenBank genome assembly. NCBI's taxonomy places the organism in Eukaryota, Metazoa, Mollusca, Gastropoda, Lymnaeidae.